UAUCGAGUAUUCUAAUUUUUAAGCACUCCGUAUUAUUUUAUCAAAUGAAUUAAUUUUCUAAACAGCAAGUUUAAAUAAUUUUUAACCCCGUCUGUAUGAAAUAAAUUGGUUGACUCGCAACAGAAUUAGAGAAAACGUUUUGAACUUUCCUUCCUUGGUUGCUUUGCCUUGCCGGAUGGAAUUCACACGGAGAAUGAGAAAAACAGACUCCAACGUUUCUUGACCGACUUUUUUUUGUUCGUUGGCCGGAGGUGAAGAUGCCAAGCUGUGAGGUGGGUAAGUACCAAAACGAAGAAGAUGCUGCUCAGAACAAUGGGAUCACGAUCUUCUAUCGGACUUAUGGCCAGGGACCAGUUAAGGUCCUCAUGAUCAUUGGUUUGGCUGGGACGCACGAUUCAUGGCUUCCGCAAAUCAAAGAGCUCGCCGGAACGGUGACUCCCAAUGACUCCGAGUCGCCGUCCGGCGACGGAGGUGGCAAUGGAAACGUCGAGGUUUGUGCUUUUGACAAUCGUGGAAUGGGUUUGAGCUCCGUGCCAAUUAAGAAACACCAAUACACAACAAGAAUCAUGGCAAAAGAUGCAAUAGCUCUGAUGGAUCAUUUAGGUUGGGAAAAAGCACAUGUAUUUGGCCAUUCAAUGGGAGCUAUGAUUGCUUGCAAGUUGGCUACAAUGGUACCUAACAGAAUUUUGUCAUUGGCUUUACUGAAUGUAACAGGUGGAGGUUUCCAGUGCAUACCAAAGUUUGACCGUCGAACUUUGUCAAUUGCUGUCCGUUUUCUCAAGGCAAAAACUCCUGAACAAAGGGCUGCUGUUGAUCUCGACACCCAUUAUUCAAAGGAAUUUCUUGAGGAAUAUGUAGGAACCAGUACACGCAGAGCAAUUUUGUAUCAAGAAUAUGUGAAAGCUAUAUCAGCAACAGGAAUGCAGUCGAAAUAUGGAUUGGACGGUCAGAUCAAUGCUUGCUGGACCCACAAGUUAUCCAAGAAGGAGUUGGAAUCCAUCUGCUCCGCCGAGUUUCCUAUUUCCAUCAUCCAUGGGAGGGAUGAUGUUAUUGCCCAAUUAUGCCAUGCGCGAGCACUUGCAGCGAAGCUAUACCCUUUUGCUAGAAUGGUGGAACUUCAUGGAGGCCAUCUUGUCAGUCAUGAAAGGACUGAAGAGGUAAAUGAAGCACUUCUUCAGCUGAUCAAAGCUUCGGAAAGCAAGAUUAAUGCAUUAGAGUGGACGAAUUUGUCCAUGGAAACUACCGGGUGGAAAAUGAUUCGGUUGUCAAUUACCAGACCGAACGGUCUAUCUUUUGUUUUCUUUUACAUCAUAGGAAGGCUCCAAGUCUUUCUUCUCUUCAUUUUCAGCCUUUUCCUACUAUCAUUUGAACACAUGAGAAGAGCUAUUAAAAGCGUCGUAAAACCCGCAAAAAUUGGAGCCACCCUCACAUGAAGAAGCACGCAAGAAGAGCUGUUAUAAUGAUGGUAACUUUUUUCCAAUUGUUUAUCCCUUUGCAAGGGAGUUUUGUCGUUUUUACCAUCCCCUUCCCUCGGGGAGCUUAUUCGCACAUGUUGUGUUUUAGGGAAUUGUUGACGAUCGCAAUGUAAUUGUACAUGAUGAAAAAUUGGAACCGCACACGCCGUGCGAAUUGGGAAUGGAUGGAACAAGUAAAUUCAUAUUAGUUUUUGAAAGGGCCGGCCCAAUAGGGGGACAAGCAGUCCGUCCGGACCGGGCUCAUAAUUUUAAGGGCCCAACGUUUUUAAAAUAUUACUCCGGUAUAUGUAUGGAAGUCUAGCAUCCAGCCCAAUGUGUCAAAAGCCCAUCUCCUUAGCCGCCCCAUCUCCGUGAAGAACCGGCAGUCGGCUAGUCGCGGAGACAAACGGCAGAAGCUCCGAACCAGACUGAACCAAAUAGGAGAAGAGAGAGUGCCGUGUGCCAGAACACCGCCGGUAGGGAGACGCCGCCGCCGCCGCACCCUCCAGGCAUUCCAUAUUCAGUAACUUUCCAAUUUUAUAAUUUUUUCCUUUCUUUCAUAAUUUCAUUCUUUGGAUAUAAAAUCUAUGAUAGAUUAUUAAUUUUUAAUUCAAAAUCCUUGCUAACGGCUAUGGAACAUGAAUGAAUUAAUGGUUCCAUA
Messenger RNA from Cuscuta campestris, 2115 nucleotides. NCBI's taxonomy places the organism in Eukaryota, Viridiplantae, Streptophyta, Magnoliopsida, Solanales, Convolvulaceae. The record is from the annotation of a GenBank genome assembly.